AAUACACUAUUUUUAGACAUUAGUGGUAGAGUUGAAGAAAUUUUCUGAGUGAGAAAACGUUUGCCUAACAGCUUUUAAAAGUCUAAUAUCAUACUUGUAUCCCUCCAAAUUAUUAAUUAUUGAAGUCUUACAGAAUGCCUCCGAAGAAAACGUACGAGUCUUAUGACUCGGAAUCUGAAGGGGAUUCCCAGUCUGGGAAGAAGCGUGGGAGCAAGCGACAAAAACUGGACAAGAACAGCGAUGAGUACAAGCGACGACGAGAGCGCAACAACGUUGCCGUCAGAAAAAGUCGGGAAGCCAGUCGUCAAAAGGCCAAGGACACCAUGGAGAGGGUGGCGCGUCUGCGUGAGGAGAACAAGGCCCUGGAACAGAAAGCGACAAUUUUAAAUAAAGAGUUGGGGGUUCUGCGGGACCUCUUCCUCACACAUGCAACAGCGACCGCGGCCGUGCAGUCUAAGACAUUCUUAAAGAAGGAAAAUGACGGCGACAUAUCGGAAACCUCCAUCAAGUCUGAAAGUAACAGUAGUGAUCACUUGCAUCAUUUUUUCACAAGCAAUUAAAGUUGUGGAUUUUAGCAGACCAAGUAAACUCAAAGUUGAUGAUUCUAGACUACUGCCUUCAAUCUCGAUGGACCAAUAUUCAGCUCAGUGGUGUCACAUGGCCGCGCUCAAGGUCUGUGUGAACCGUGACCUGUCAUGGUGUGUCUUAUAUGACGUAAUGUGUCUUGAGACUUGUCAUUAUCAUUCAAAUGCACAUAUAAGGACGCCUCAUCAUUCCGCUAGCAUAUAACAUUAAAUAUCAUACAUUAUGUUACUAUGGAAUUUUACGUCUUUUAUCAUACCCAUAAUGCAAUCUGAACUACCAUAAUUAAUAUUUAUUGCUGAUUAUUUAUUUUAAAAACUCAACAAACUAAAUUUAAUAACUUAAUUAUUAUAAUAUUGUUCUAAGAGAAAAAAUUAAAUUUUUUUUUAAUUAUGUCAUCUUUCUACGACUAUACUGAACUAUAUUGAGUUUUUUUAAAUUUACUGUAUAGUAGGCCUACUUCUUGUAAAAGUAUUUUGUCCAGGUUAAGCCAAGGUACUGGUAAUAAUUCUAUGACCAAAAGCAUGAUGUGAUUAAUGGUUGUUUUAUCCAUUACAAGUAAAGAUUAACUAACUGAAGAAAAUGUAUCAACAAUUAAAAAUGUAUAUUUAGAAGUUGAUGAGCUAGUAUCAUACAUCAUUCAUCUGUACAUAUCAAAUCCAUACACUAUUUCCUUGAUUACCUUGUCUAAGACAGAUUCCCACAUAAGUUAAAAUGGGAGUCUGGUCUACAUAGGAGAAUCCAGUCCUGAUUUUUAUAUAAAUAGAAUCAUAAACAAACAAAACUGAUGAAACUUCUCAGGGUUAAAAUAAAGUCAUCAGAUAGAUAAGAAUUUAACACAACAAUACAUUUUUUUGUAAGUUUUAUAGAAUUCGUUGAGUUUAUGAUGGGAUUUUUAUUUAUCUUUAUUGGUUCUGAGAUUUAAAUUUUUACUAAUAAGUUUUAAUCAACUUUUUACAAUGUGAAGGUUAACAUUUUACAUUAUUUCAUUUGAACUACUUUUAGGGGAUAAUACCACCUUUUAAAUCAAUUUGUUAUAAAAUGUGUGUAACGAAUUGGCCAAUUUAAUUUUUAAAAUUUCUCGUGAUGUUGAAAUAAAAAGAUGUUUGCUACUUUUUGUGGUAAUAAUGUGAAGUCUGUGGAUGUUUGUGAUGUUUGGACCAUGUGAUAGAAGCUUGUGAUUGUCAGUUCAGGUACAUACAUGUUACCUGUCAGGUAGAUUUACACACGUUACCUGUCAGAUACAGGUACAUACAUGUUACCUGUCAGAUAAAGGUACAUUUACAUUUGUUUGUUGGUAAAGCACCUUUAUUGAGGCCUCUACCAUGUGUCCAAAUCAAUUAUUGGCACA
This is a messenger RNA of Physella acuta, 1933 nucleotides long. RefSeq names its product CCAAT/enhancer-binding protein gamma. The record is from RefSeq and is a predicted model, not a curated record. Gene Ontology annotation, biological process: DNA-templated transcription; regulation of transcription by RNA polymerase II. Lineage: Eukaryota; Metazoa; Mollusca; Gastropoda; Physidae. Gene Ontology annotation, molecular function: RNA polymerase II cis-regulatory region sequence-specific DNA binding; DNA-binding transcription factor activity, RNA polymerase II-specific.